Rhea pennata is the source of this 3749-nucleotide messenger RNA. RefSeq names its product transcription termination factor 2 (gene TTF2). Lineage: Eukaryota; Metazoa; Chordata; Aves; Rheiformes; Rheidae. The record is from RefSeq and is a predicted model, not a curated record. The transcript has 23 exons. The coding region runs from base 19 to 3567 and encodes 1182 amino acids. Gene Ontology annotation, cellular component: nucleus. Gene Ontology annotation, biological process: DNA repair. Gene Ontology annotation, molecular function: ATP binding; zinc ion binding; ATP-dependent chromatin remodeler activity.
GCUGGUGGCCGCGCGGCUAUGGAGGCUGUGCCGUGCGCGGGGCACGGGUCCCUCUGCGUCCUGAAGACGGGCGUCCGUGAUGGCCCCAACCAGGGGAAGAGCUUCUACGUGUGCGGAGCGCAGGGCGCGGCGGCCUGCGGCUUCGUCCUGCCGACGCCUAUUCCUGCUUCUUAUUGUUUGAUCCAUGAGGGAAAUGUGGUGGAGCUGCAAGUCUUGAUUCAACAGCAGGACAAAGAUGACUACAAGCUAUUUUAUCGAUGCCUGAAGAGUAAAUUGAAUGGGAAGAAAUGGUGUGGAAGCAUCCCAUGGCAGGAUCCAAAAGCUACCAAAGCAUCAAAAAACUUAGAAUCACAGCCUACUUCAGUACUUCCUUUCAAUCUCAGUGGCCAACGAAAUCCAUUCAAAGUGAUAGACAAGAAUCGUGAGCCAUCAUCCUGGAAACAAAUGAAACAAGGCAUUGGAGAGGAAAGUAAAGCAAAAGGAGGGAAAACAGAGAAAGAGAGUGUACUGGUGUCAGAUAAAGAAAAGAAAUCAACCUCAGACUCCUCCAUAGAGAGAGAGCCUUUAGAAGGACAGAAAACUAAACAGAAACAAUCCAGAGGAAAUGAGAAUGGCUCAGAAUUUAAGGAAAGCAUGGUGUCUGAAUCUAAAUGUAGUCUGUCUGAGACCUGGAAAGCAAAAAAUGCCCCUUGGGAUGAAGGGAAAUAUGGUGGCAGUGGCAGGGUGUCUAAGAAGUCUUCUGAAUAUCUGGAAAAAGAGGCAGGUGGAAAAUCCAAGUCAUUUUCAAUAAGCCUUGGAAAUCAAAGCACAAGUGCCGAGUGCCCAAAGGAGGGACAGCUCAGAGAGAAAAACUUAAAAUGCUGUGGGGAUAAAGAAACCAAAGAGAGAAAAUGGAUUGGUGGGAAGAACGAAGAGUUGAAACCAAGGUUUGAAAAAAAUGCAGUUUCCCCAGCAGUACUGCAGCUAACAUUGCAACAUGCUCCCUCAAAGGGAGGAACAGGGGCAGAGGCAGCACCACCCAGAAUAAAAAUAAGGCCAGAGCUGGGACAGCCUGCUCAACAAGUGUCUCAUGGUGACAGUGAUGAAUCAGUACUUGUUUCUUCCACGUCAAGUAAAGGUGAACCUGAGAAACUGGUGCUGGAUUUGCAUCCAAGAGAGAUGCUUCCAGGAGCUUCAGGGAAGAGUAAUCAGGGGGCAUCUUUGCCAGGAACGGCAGCAUCACUUUAUACAGAAGGACCCCAGGACCCUAAAGCUCUUCACAACCAUCUUGUUGUGCAGCUGAGGCAGAAGAAGAGUACACUGGCUACAGUGAAUGUUCAGCUCCUACCAGAUAAAGGGAAACGGUUGUUAAAGCAAGUGCAGGAUUUGGAAGAUGCACUCAGUGCUCUUAACAUUUCAGCGAGAGACACUACGGAAGAAGGGGAGGAUAGUCCAAGGAGUGGCUGUCACAAGGAACCUUUGCCUGACCCAUUUGGCAGACCAGGUGGAACAAAGCUUGUAACGCCACUUCCACUGUGGGAUCCUACAGCAAGGGCCUCUUCAGGCUCAUGCAGUCACCCCUCUGCUACUGCUUCUUUGGGUUCCAGUGAAUAUUGCAGUCAUGGUUUUGGAAUGAACUCUGGCAUGCAGAAUCUGUAUGGGGGAAGAAUGACAGAAGACCGAAUCAGAGCUGUACACAGUGCUACAAGCGAGGCUAUUAAUCAUCUUCACAAAUCUCUAGAAUCCUGUCCAACAGAGCAGACAGUGGCUGAAGAUCCUUCUGGACUGAAGGUUCCCCUGCUGCCGCACCAAAAGCAAGCGCUUGCAUGGCUACUUUGGAGGGAGAACCAAAGCCCAUGUGGAGGAAUCCUGGCAGAUGACAUGGGCUUGGGGAAGACCCUAACAAUGAUUGCUCUCAUUCUGACUCAGAAGCUGAAGACUGAGAAAAGAAAGGAGAAGUUAGAAAUAUGGCUAUCCAAAAAUGAUUCCACUGUUAUCCCUUCCCACAGCACUUUAAUCAUCUGUCCUGCAUCCUUAAUUCACCACUGGAAGAAAGAGAUUGACAGACGUGUAGGCUAUGGCAAACUGAGGGUUUAUCUGUACCAUGGGCCAAACAGAGAUAAGCAUGCAGAGACGCUCUCUGAAUAUGAUGUUGUUGUCACAACCUACAGCAUUCUCUCCAAGGAGGUUCCCACAAGCAAAGAGGAGGGGGAAGUCCCUGCUGAGGACUUUGAUGUGGAGGGUGGGUCACAUCCUUGUUCACCUCUGCUCAGGGUAGCUUGGGCUCGAGUUAUAUUGGAUGAAGCUCACAAUAUUAAAAACCCAAAGGUUCAAACCUCUAUAGCUGUGUGCAAGCUGAGAGCCAGUGCCAGAUGGGCUGUGACUGGGACACCGAUACAGAACAACCUGUUGGAUGUGUACUCUCUGCUGAGGUUUCUGCGUUGCUCUCCUUUUGAUGAGUACAAGGUGUGGAAGUUCCAGGUAGAUAACAAUACAAAGAAGGGAGGAGAGAGGCUGAGCCUGUUAACCAGAAGCCUCUUAUUACGGAGAACUAAGGAACAGUUGGAUUCAGCUGGCAAGCCCUUGGUAUCUCUGCCCCAGCGUAGCACUCGGUUACAUCAGUUAAAACUUUCAGCAGAGGAGCAAUCGGUGUACAACGUGCUCUUUGCAAGAUCCAGAUCAACACUACAGUCCUAUCUAAAAAGACAAGAGCAGAAGAAUCAGUGCAGAGAGUAUUCUGAUGUUAACCCAUUUGAGAGAGUUGCACAGGAGUUUGGAGCCAGUCAAAAGGAACUCCUAGCAGGCUCCCAAAGUACCCCCCAGGUCUCAAGUACUGUUCACGUCUUGUCUAUGCUUUUAAGGCUCCGUCAGUGCUGCUGCCACCUCUCCUUACUGAAAAUGGCUUUGGACCAAGUUAACCUGACCAGUGAAGGCCUUUCCCUCUCCCUUGAGGAACAGCUUAGUGCUUUAACCCUGUCUGAGCUUCAGACUCCUGAUUCCAAGACAACUGUCUACCUCAAUGGCACAGCUUUUAAAACAGAUCUCUUUGAAAUCACCAGGGAGAGCACCAAGAUAGCUCACCUCUUGGCUGAACUGAAAACCAUCCAGAGUGGCUCAGAGUCUCAGAAAAGUGUUAUUGUGUCUCAGUGGACGAGUAUGCUGAAAGUUGUGGCUGUGCACCUCCAGCGACUAGGCCUGAAGUAUGCUACAGUGGAUGGCUCUGUCAAUCCUAAACAAAGAAUGGAUGUGGUAGAAGAGUUCAAUAACAAUCCUAAAGGGCCUCAGGUAAUGUUGAUCUCAUUGCUGGCUGGAGGUGUUGGUCUGAACUUGACUGGAGGAAACCACCUCUUUCUCCUUGACAUGCACUGGAAUCCAGCUCUUGAGGACCAGGCAUGUGACCGCAUUUACCGAGUGGGGCAGCGGAAGGAUGUUGUGAUACACAGGUUUGUCUGUAAAGAGACAGUGGAAGAAAAGAUAGUAGAACUCCAGACCAGGAAGAAAGAUCUCGCCCAGCAGGUGCUGUCAGGCAAAGGAGAGUCCUUCUCUAAACUCUCUCUGGCUGACCUCAAAAUUCUCUUUGGCAUCUAAUUUAUCCUUUACAACAGAAAUGGAAAGCAAUUUUGUACUUGGGAGUACCUGGGGAGACUUCAGCAAAGAACUGUUGUUUAAGGUGGUCCUUUAUUUUGAAAAUAACUUUUUUUAAAAAAAACUGUUUCAGGAAAGGAAGUUACUGACUUCUGGAAUUUUUUAAUACUGAAAUCAAAUAGUGU